Messenger RNA from Thunnus maccoyii (southern bluefin tuna), 2916 nucleotides. Its product is annotated as acid-sensing ion channel 1-like. Gene Ontology annotation, cellular component: membrane. The record is from RefSeq and is a predicted model, not a curated record. Lineage: Eukaryota; Metazoa; Chordata; Actinopteri; Scombriformes; Scombridae. The coding region runs from base 1001 to 2491 and encodes 496 amino acids. Gene Ontology annotation, biological process: sodium ion transmembrane transport. The transcript is spliced from 10 exons.
CGAAAAAAAAAUAUUAUGUUGCAAAAAGAAAGCUGCAGAAAGAUGCUUUCCAAAUCACUACAAUAGAAAAUGGCACUUCAUAAAUGUCCCUAAAGGAAUCAGUAUCUCUCUCUCUCUGUCUCUCUCACUCCCUCUCUCUGUUUUCACUCAUUUCUUGCUCACUGUGCGGGCUGCGGUGCUGUGUAGUGAAGAUGUGAAACUACAGUAACUCAGAGCUCACAGGUGAAGAGCAGAGCAUCAGUUCACUCUUCUCUCCUCUCUUCACCACCACUGCUGCUGCUGCUGCUGCCAGACAGACACAAACAUGAGCGGAGGAAACCUCACGACUCACCACCGGACCAGAAUAACCAACCGUCUGACUCUUUAACACGUUUUUAUAUUCCGUGAGUGGAGGAAACCUCCUGACUUGACCUGAAAAUCUACGGAUAGGAAGGGACAUGAGUGCGGCGGAGCUACCAAGGAACUCUCAAUAAAUGAGCUGAAGUGUCAAAAGGAUUUCUUUCUCUUUUCGGUCUCCGGGUUUCCUCUUGCUGGCGUGCAGGAAUGAUGUGUGCUUCGCUGGACUUAUAAUCGACCAGUAAAUUCGCAGGCUGAUGAAACACUUUGUCAGUCCUUGUUUCUCUUUGCUUUACUGCAACCCAGUGAGAGAACCGCUAAACAUCACUGUAGUGCAGUGGUAAUGGACUCUCGUUUUGGCAUCUUGGUUAUGCAUGCUUUUGAGUCGCCCUGCUUUUGCAUGUCUGCUUCUGUGAAAUGCAUAACUCACAAGUCCUGCUCGUCUGACUUCUUUAGAGAGCAGCGGAUGCUCAAAAUGUUUUCCCACCAAUCUGCAUGAGAGAUGGCGACCAAAGUCCAAGGGUGGUUAUCUACACGGUCACACCUGUUCGGGUGGACAGGUGAAUGAAUGCAUGAAUACUGGCUCAGUUUGUCUCAGCAGCAAGUGUUUUUUGAAGCUGUUUUCUGACUCCGGCAUUCAGAUCGAGCUUGUUGCACAGUAACGAUGGAUCUCAAAGUAGAAACCGAAGAAAUGGACACAAAUCAGCCUCCACCUCUAGAAGUUUUUGCGCACAGCUCGACCCUUCACGGGAUCUCUCACAUCUUCACGUACGAGCGGUUCUGCAUCAAACGCUGCCUGUGGGUGGUGUUUUUCUUGGGCUCCCUGACCUUCUUGCUGUACGUGUGCGUGGACCGGAUCCACUUCUAUCUCGAGUACCCGCACGUCACCAAACUGGAUGAGGUCACGACCCCGAUCAUGACGUUCCCCGCGGUCACCUUUUGCAACCUGAACGCGUUCCGCUUCAGUCGAGUGACACGCAACGACCUUUAUCACGCAGGAGAGCUGCUGGCCCUGCUCAACCAGAGGUAUGAGAUCAGGGACAUGCAUCUUGUGGAGGAGAGCGUUCUGGAGAGCCUGAAGGUCAAAGCCGACUUCCACAAUUUCAAGCCGCGACCCUUCAAUAUGCUGGAAUUCUACGACCGCACCGGUCAUGACAUCAACGACAUGUUGCUCUCCUGCCACUUCCACGGGACCGAGUGCAGAGCGGAGGAUUUCAAAGUGGUUUUCACUCGCUACGGGAAGUGUUAUACCUUUAACGCAGGGGGUGAUGGACGUCCUCCCCUCAUCACCACCAAGGGAGGUAUGGGUAAUGGACUGGAGCUCAUGCUGGACAUUCAGCAGGAUGAAUACCUGCCUGUAUGGGGAGAAACAGAUGAAACAUCGUUUGAAGCCGGGGUCAAAGUUCAGAUCCACAGUCAGGACGAGCCGUCUUUCAUUGAUCAGCUCGGGUUCGGAGUAGCUCCUGGAUUCCAGACGUUUGUUUCCUGCCAGGAACAGAGGCUGAUAUAUCUUCCCCCGCCCUGGGGAGACUGUAAGGUGACACCCAUGGAUUCAGACUUCUUUGACAGUUACAGCAUCACAGCCUGUCGCAUUGAUUGUGAAACACGCUACCUGGUGGACAACUGUAACUGUCGCAUGGUACACAUGCCUGGCGAUGCACCCUACUGCACCCCCGAGCUGUACAAAGAAUGUGCUGAUCCAGCUCUUGAUUUCUUGGUGCAGAAAGAUAAUGAUUUCUGUGUGUGUGAGACACCGUGUAACAUGACCAGAUACAGCAAAGAGCUGUCCUUCGUCAAGAUCCCCAGCAAGGCCUCUGCUAAAUAUCUUGCAAAGAAAUACAACAAAUCUGAGCAGUAUAUCAAGGAAAACAUCCUGGUUCUAGACAUCUUUUUUGAGGCUCUAAACUAUGAAACUAUUGAACAGAAGAAGGCGUAUGAAGUGGCUGGACUUUUAGGUGAUAUUGGUGGUCAAAUGGGACUUUUUAUUGGGGCAAGCAUACUCACCAUUCUGGAGCUAUUUGACUAUCUUUAUGAGGUAAUAAAGUACAAGCUGUGUCGCUGCUCUGAUAAGAAGCACAAGCACAACAACAACAAUGACCAGGGUACAGUCCUGAGCCUAGACGAUGUCAAGUGUCACGUCAGUAACUUUCACUAGGCUUCCGCAGCUGUGAACAGGGAGCUGCUGCUCUCUCUUGUCUCUAAGGGGAUCCAUGGACUUUGUUCGUUGCAGUAAGCCAGACUGCUGGAGCAACAGAGAGCGUGUUUGAACUGUGCCUGGAUAAUGUUUGUGAACAGUGCGAUGAACACGUGGCUAAGGUGACAGGAGAGCCACACGGACAGCAGGACAGCAGAAACCAGUGAUCAACAUGUUGUAAUGAAUAAAAAAACUGCAUGGUCAUCUGUAAACAGCUUUUCAAGACAUAUGGUAGUAACAGAUACAAUAAAUGGGGGCAUGAACUAAGCUUAAGUUCAUAUGUUUUCAGUAAAUCAGCAUUUAAAAUCACAGCUAUGUGGUGGUGUUUGAUUUUUGUUUAAGCUGGCUUUUUGUUUGUGUUUGAGUUUUUUUGUAAAAUAAUUGAU